AUGUCUAAAAGUAUGAGUACGAAGAAGCACUUGUCUGACUGCAAUGGAUCAGGCGAAGCAUGUGCUUUUGCGAUUCCAGAGCUCCCGCGAGGUGAGCUCUUUCGAUUCAUCCUGUGCAGUUCGUGGGAUGAUGCCCACUUCAUUGGUCUCAACGCUAUCGAACUAUUUAAUACGGCUGGUGAGAGACCACAGAUCGACGAAAUGAAAACAAAUGCGACUAUAACGCGUGGUUCUUUGGAUAAUGUAUUCAAGAAUGGAGAAGUGAAUUUAUCUACUAAUGAUCCAUGUAAAAUGUGGUCUGCCAGGUACGAUAAUCUGGCAGAAUUACUUCACAUUGAAAUCCGCCUCAAAAAACAGGAAAGUAUUGCGAUGAUCCGAAUUUGGAAUUAUAACGAAUCGCGUGUUCACGCACUGUGCGGUGUGCAUGAUCUUCGGAUCGAAUUGGAUGGUGUAACAAUAUUUCAGGGCGAGAUAUCAUGUGCAUUUACUUUUGAAAAUGAAGAAGAAUCCAUGGGUGAUACGAUUCUAUUUACAACAAAUGAUGCCAUAUUGGAACUAAUCGCUGAAAACGACAAGUGUUUACGAAGAGAUGAAAUAAUGCGGAGUGCUUUGGAUCUUCAAGAACUGGGGAACGACCUUGAAGCGCCGUCAAGAACAGAAACAAUAAGUGCGCCAAAUGCUCUCAGACCAUCUACUGGUGAUCGACGACCUCGAGUUCGAAGUACAAUUCGAUCCACUGAUCAAAAAUCAACAAAUAUUGAUGUCGCUGAAGAAAAUAUUUCAAAACUAUCUGUUCAUAGCUGCAUUACAGAAAAAGAUGAUGGAAUAGAAAAUGAUGAGAUGAAAGCAGAACAAGAAGAUAUUGGUCUUUUUUUACUUAAAGUAUUUCACAUAGAACUUCUGGAAAACUGGGGUGCACCGGAUUGCAUUGGCUUAACGGGUUUACAAUUUCUCGGCCCGCAUGGUAUCGUUUUGGAUCCUUCAGACUGCAGUAUAACAACUUCUACUGCCACACAAACUUCUCACAGGUUAUUGAAUGGGAGAAAUUUAACAAGAAACAGGGAAGAUAUGUGGCUUUCAUCGUAUUCACGUAAUUCACCACCAGUGCGAGUAACGGUGACGUUCGCGGAACCUAUUAUAGCUUCAGGUAUCUGCGUAUGGAAUUACAAUGCUUCACCGGAAAUGUCAUAUGCUGGAGUACGUUGCAUCCAAAUAUAUGUAAAUAGUAAACUGCUUCAAGGUCCCAUACUGCUAAGGAAAGCUCCAGGAUAUAUUCAUUUUGAUUACGUACAAGAUAUCAUUUUCAACAAAUGCAUCCUUUAUAAGCCUAUAUCUAGGCCACAGACACAGUCUAUUAACGGAUUUACAUAUCAGUUACGGUUGCAUUGCAGUUGGGGUGAUGAAUACUACAUCGGUCUAAACGGGAUCGAAUUUUACGAUCAUCGCGAGGAACUUAUCAAACUUCUCCCACAAAACUUGGCAGCAUAUCCGGAGAGUGUGAAUGUAUUACCGAAUGUUAACGAUGAUCCACGAACAAGCGACAAACUGAUUGAUGGUUUCAAUGAUACCGAGAAUCCAUCACAUAUGUGGUUAACACCAAUAUUGCCUAAUCGUUGUGCAAGAGUAUUUGUUGUGUUCGACUUUCCAACGUACGUAUCACGUAUCAAUAUAUAUAACUAUCGGAAGACAACAGAACGGGGAGCGCGGCUUGUUACUAUAUCGGUUGACGAUCUGAUCGUGUUCAGUGGUGAGGUACCACAAAGUACGUCAUACAAAACCGGUGUUUUGUCAAUCUCGCUCCGAGAAGAAUGA
Molecule: messenger RNA, 1812 nt
Organism: Brugia malayi
Lineage: Eukaryota; Metazoa; Nematoda; Chromadorea; Rhabditida; Onchocercidae
Exons: 15
Coding region: 1-1812 (603 amino acids)
Source: RefSeq, a predicted model, not a curated record